ACAAAAAUAAUAAAAAUUAAAAUCUACAAAUAUAAACUAAAUACUCUAUGAGACCAACUGAUACUCUCUUGCUCUGAAGAAUUGGCAUUGGUGAAAGAUAUUUAGUGACGAUGAUAAUGGUGAAGAAGAAAUUGCAAUGGAUGCCACUGCCAAGUGGCAACCACUCCCCUCACCCUCACACCUGAUUUACAUUAUUGAUUGAUUGAUUUGUGAUUUGGAUUUGGAGGGUCAACUCUUCUCUUUGUCUUUCUUGAUUCAAAACAUCCAUCACAAUCCAUAAACAACCAACACUGAAUUACACAGUUUUUUGGAAGCACAUAUUCAUAUAUGUUAGGGUUUUGUUCACUAGUAUAUACAGAAAGAAACUUGGGUUGCUGCAUCUUCUGUGGAAAAUAAACCAAAGAAGAAGACGAACCAGAAGGAAGGAAAAGAAGUGAAAAUGGGGUUGUGGUCAUUGCUGGAGGUAUCAUCUAUGCCAAUACUUCAGCUGCUCAUUAUUAGCCUUUUGGGGGCUGCCAUGGCAACCCAAUAUCUUAACCUUCUUCCUCCCCAUGCCUGCAAAUCAUUGAAUCGGAUAGUGUUUGUGGUGUUCACUCCAGCCCUGAUUUUUGCAAGUCUGGCAAAGACCGUCCAUUUUCAAGACAUAAUCUCAUGGUGGUUUAUGGCAGCUAACAUAGGAAUAACUUUUCUGGUUGGAGGAAUUCUUGGAUGGAUUGCAGUUAAAAUCCUUAAACCUCAACCAUAUCUGCAAGAUCUCAUCAUCGCUAUGUGUGCCACAGGGAACUUUGCAAACAUUCUACUGGUAAUAAUUCCAGCAAUCUGCAGUGAGGAUGGGAGCCCAUUUGGGGACAAGACUGUUUGUAGACAACUGGGGCUUUCAUAUGUCUCUUUCUCCAUGGCUAUUGGGUCGUUCUACACAUGGACUUACACUUACCACUUAAUACAAAGUGCCAAGGCAAAAUAUUGCGCAAUGUUAGGGAAUGCCGAUGAGUCUUCUAAAGAGGCCAACAAUGGCACCGAAGCAAAUGAGACGGCUAGUCUUCUUCUCAAUCUAGACGAACGUGUCGUGAUACCUUCCAAUGUCGCCGGAGAUGAUAAAAUUAUAUUAGAUAAAAAAAAUUUGGAGCAUAGUGCGACAUUAUGGACUUAUACAUCAACAAUUUUCCAUCGGUUAGCGAAGGAGCUAAAGGCACCUCCGGUCCUAGCUGCAAUUUUAGGAUUCCUUGUUGGGGCAAUUUCAUUUCUUCGAAAUCUUAUUAUUGGCGACACAGCUCCACUUCGAGCGCUUAAUGAGUCCAUUACAUUACUCGGGGAUGGAACUAUUCCUUGCAUAACUUUGAUCUUAGGUGGCAACUUAACUCAAGGCAAAAACAAUCGAUGCAGGGAUAAGCAAGGCACAAGUAGGACCAAUGGUGGUGAUGACAGUGAUCGGCAUAAGAUACUUGAUACUUCCCGUCACCGGAAUUUUUGUCGUGAAAGUAGCUUCAUACUUAGGCUUCCUUCCCUCGGACCCUCUUUACCACUUUAUUUUGAUGAUUCAAUUUGCGCUUCCACCCGGGAUAAAUAUCGGUACAAUGACACAACUAUUUGAUGUGGCACAAGAAGAAUGUUCGAUGCUGUAUCUUUGGACAUACUUAGUUGCAGCUUUUGCUCUUACAGGAUGGUCAAUUUUUCUAAUGUGGAUCUUGUCCUAAACUUCUAACAUCCACAAACUUAAAUAUUUCGUCGAUCGAAUUUUAUCGUAUACUAUUAUUAGUUUCAGC
Molecule: messenger RNA, 1763 nt
Organism: Andrographis paniculata
Lineage: Eukaryota; Viridiplantae; Streptophyta; Magnoliopsida; Lamiales; Acanthaceae
Product: protein PIN-LIKES 7-like
Exons: 10
Coding region: 440-1591 (383 amino acids)
Biological process (GO): endoplasmic reticulum to cytosol auxin transport
Cellular component (GO): membrane
Source: RefSeq, a predicted model, not a curated record